AUGGCGCUGUCCCUGUCCCCUGUCGCGGCCUGGCAAACUCCGGCCAGGGGGGGAGCGGCGAGGAGCUGCAGCCCCCAGAGGAGGAUACCGAGGUCCCGCAAACUGGGCCCCACGGGGCCCCACGGCCCCCCGAAACGGGGCCCCGAUAGACGGGCCCCGGGGGACACCAAAGUGCCGCCAGAGAGGGUGCGCCAGGUCCCCACUAGUUUCCCCAAGUUCCACCCGAGAGGCCCCGUUCCCCCCAAUUUUUCCCCACUUUCCCAAAUCUUUUCCCCAACUUUGCUGUGUCCCCGAUUUCCCCCCAUCUUUUCCCCCCAUCUUUUUCCUGCUUUUCCCCCCAAUUCCCCCGGGGUAUCUCCCCCGUUUUUCCCAUUUUUCCCCACUUUUCCCCGAUUUCCCUCAGAGCUGUCGGCGGCCGGCAGCCGCCUGGUGGACGCGGAGCUGGAGCGGGCGCUGCAGGGCGUGCGCAGCAUGGAGGCGCUGCUGGAGCGCAGCGACCGCGGGCACCGCCAGCUGCUGCGAUCCCUGGAGCUGGCACAGCGCGGGAAAGAGGAAGCGGUGCAGCUGGCGCGGCAGAAGGAGCAGGAGCUGUCGGCGCGGGGCGAGCGCUGCAACGCCUCGGUGCAGGCGCUGUGGGAGAGCUGCAAGCCCUGCCUGCGGCAGCGCUGCCUCCGCUUCUACUCCCGCACCUGCCGCAGCGGGGCCGGGCUGGUGGGCCGCCAGCUGGAGGAAUUCCUGAACCACUCCUCUCCCAUCUCCAUCUGGGUGGACGGCGAGCGCCUGGACUCGCUGCUGGAGCGCGACGAGCGCCAGGAGCGGCAGCUGCAGGAGCUGGAGGAGCGCUUCGGGCUGCUGGAGGACGGCGUCCAGGACAUUUUCCGCGACAGCUCCCGGGUCCAGGGCCGCCUCCACCCCUUCUUCCAGGCUCCCUUCGGAGGCUUCCGCGAGGCGCCGGCGGUGCAGCGGCUGCGCCUCCCGCGCCGCUUCCGCCGCUUCUCCGGGGACUUCUUCCCGUUCUUCCCGCAGCGCCGUGGAGGCUUCCAGCAGCUCUUCCAGCCGCUCUUCCAGAUCACCCAGCGCAUGUUGGAGGACGCCCAGGGUGGCUGGGAGAAUCCCUCCGGAGAGUUUGGGACAGAAUCCCGGAAUUUCAGCAAUGACCGGAUGGUUUGCCGGGAGAUCCGGAGGAACUCGGCCGGCUGCCUGCGGAUGAGGGAUGAGUGCGAGCAGUGCCGGGAGAUCCUGGCCCUGGACUGCGGGCAGGAGGAUCCCUCGCAGCAGGAGCUGCGGGAGCAGCUGGAGGACGCCGUGCGCGUGGCCGAGCGCUUCACGCGCCGCUACGAUUCCCUGCUCCGGGAAUUCCAGGAGGAGAUGCUCAACACCUCCGGCUUGCUGGACCAGCUGAACCGCCAGUUCGGCUGGGUGUCCCGCCUGGCCAACCAUUCCAUGGGCUCCGACGGCUUCCUGCAGGUCACCACGGUGCUGUCCAAGGCUCCGAACCCCGAGGAUCCGUCGGCGCCGCCGGACACGCAGGUGACGGUGCAGCUCUUCGACUCGGAGCCGCUGGCGCUGACCGUGCCCGGGGACGUCCCCUGGGACCACCCCCGCUUCAUGGAGAUCGUGGCCCAGCAGGCGCUGCAGCACUUCAAGGAGAACGCCAUAGAGUAGCCGGGCAAUGCCGCCGCUGCCGCCGCCCCUCCGGAUCCCCCUUCCCGGGGGGAAUUGGCACCAUCGCUGCCACCUCUCCCCUCCUGACCCUUCCUGCUGCCAGGACCCUCCAAGGGGCCCCAGACGGAAAAUAAAGGUAGAGUUGAACACCCUGGAAA
Serinus canaria (Common canary) is the source of this 1823-nucleotide messenger RNA. RefSeq names its product clusterin (gene CLU). The transcript has 9 exons. NCBI's taxonomy places the organism in Eukaryota, Metazoa, Chordata, Aves, Passeriformes, Fringillidae. The coding region runs from base 1 to 1665 and encodes 554 amino acids. The record is from RefSeq and is a predicted model, not a curated record.